CAAAGAGGGGAGCUCGCGAGGGGUACUUCCUACCGGCAUUUUCUUAUGGUUUUAAAAUAGCGAUUAUAAAAAACGGCCUAUGCAGAUAUAUGACAAUGAUUGUCCCAGACCACUGAUUUAACCCUAUUGAUACACCAAUCUGGUCCUAUGGUCAUAGAAGAAUAUCUGGAAGAAGAUGAGGAACCACCUUUGCUGCUCAGCUCUUGUCCUUCUCACGGUUUUUGGGACCGGGGGGACGGUAGCGGUGCAGUGCCGGUGGGGGGAGGGGUGUGAGUGUCUGAAGUGUCCCAGCGGCCAGGAGCCCACCAAGGCUUGCGGCCAGGUGGAGAGCCCAGGCGAGGCGGUGCAGUGCCAGUCUUGCCCAGUGGGCACGUUUUCUGACACUUUCGACUCGGAUCAAUGCCGGCCGCACUCUGACUGUGGGGUCUUCAACCGAAAGGUUGUGGCUCCUGGUACGUCGUUCCUGGAUGCAGUCUGCGGAGACUGUAUGUCUGGGUUCCAACCCGUUGCCAGAAGCAAAGCUUCCACACUGACCUGUGUCAGAGCCCCCGCAGCCAGUUCUGCCCGCGUUCGCGAGGUGCGUACAGUGGGGAAGGUAGCAGCGGGAGGCACUGGCCUACCCGUCAACGGUACUGCAGUGCGGAGCCCGGAGGAGAAGAGCACGGAGUACGCUGUGUUCGCCCUGGUGCCAAUCUUCUGUGUGAUGGGCCUUCUGGGGAUCCUCAUCUGUAACAUCCUCAAGAAGAAAGGAUACCGCUGCACCGCCGAGAAGGAGGGAGGAGACGAGGAGUACCCUGCACAACAAAAAGAGGGCAACGGCGGCGCCUACGCCGUGAAUGACCCGAACGAAGACACCAUCAGUGUUCUGGUACGCCUCAUCACAGAGAAGAAAGAAAACGCCUCCGCUCUGGAGGAACUGCUGCUGGAGUACGAGAGCAACCAGUUGGCCGUCAGCAAAGCCACCUCAAUCAAGUUCCCAGUGCUGUCUCCUCUGACCCAGUUCCGCUCCCUUCCGAAACCCUGUCCUCACCAGUCUCACCUGCACACUGUCUCGGGUCUGUCCGGCCUGUACAACUUCCGGCGCGGCUACAGCUGCUCCCGCUGCGCUCAGAGGAAAUGGCCGCCGGUCUUGAUGCCUCCCGUCGAGCCCCUAAGACCCCUCAAACCCCUCAAACCCCCACAGUCCCUCCUGCUGCCCCUUCUGGAUCUCCCCAAGAGCCCUCUGCUGCCCCCUGUGGACACGCACCACUCCGGCUUCAAGGUGUGUCCGUCCCGCAGCCCCACGUCAGAGGCGGGGUCACUUGACGAGGAGAAGGGCCGGAUGGCCGGGGAGGUGACCCGCUCGGUCGGGAGGUUCCAGGUGGCCCAGAUCCAGGAGCAGGCGUCUGGUUCCGUGGCAACGACGGUCUGCUCGGACCAGUCUGACUUAGCGGAUGACUCUGCUUUACUGGAGGGAAACCAUUCUGUGUCAUCACCACCACCAUUUCCACCACCAUCAUCUUCAUUAUCAGCUGCUAGGGAUAGACUGGAGGUUAAUAGCUAAACAUUCACAAAGAGGCAUGCUGGGUAACAAACAGAAAACAUCUACCUCGCCUAGGAUGACGACAUCAUUGCGCGAUGGAUGUGAUGGGAUUCCGGAAUGGCGACCAGAGAGGUCAAUCAUCCUGCUUGUUGGGAGGUUUGAAGUGUUAGUCUGGGUGCCGGACGAAGGGAGACCCCCGCUUGAUGACACGAACAACUUGUAUUUGAUCCUGUUGAUGCUUAAUACUCCUGUCUUGAGAGGCAGUGCGAUGAAGAGGUCGAGGGUCAAACUAAUAACCAGUAUGUUCGUGCUUCCAUAAGACUCAGAAGGACCUUAACACUGCCCCUUGACACUUUGCAAUACAUACAUACACACAUUCAUACAUUAUAUACCAGCAGUACAUACAAUCAACAAGUAUUAUAGGAAACUGCUGAACUGUUUAGUCGAAAUAGAACUUUUAAUCCUUUUUAUAACAGUUUUAGCCAUUUGGCGGUUUUUGCUCAUUAUAUUUGAAAGGCCGAUUAGCUGACAUUUUAUUCCUUCUGGAUUAUGUUGAAUGUAGUCGUAACAAUGCAGGACUAGUCUUAUCUACUUAGGUGUUGAGCUUCAACUUAAUACAGUGAGAGCCACUGAUAUCCAAACACUGCAUGAACUACACGUUUGACCCUUUAGCCCUGAUAGAUGGCGUCUAACUUCCUUUAGCUUUCGAUUAGAUUUCAAUGUGUAAAUGACUGUAUAAUAUGUACAUAGCGGGUGUGAAUAUGUAGGGGUGAUAAUAGACCUGUUAAAUGACCCUGUAUUUAUUUAAGCUUAUAGAUGUGUACAAUUGGGGGUGGGGUGGGUAGGGGGUGGUCGUACAGGGACAUUGUGACGGUUUGCCAGCAGUUUGCAGUGCCUGUUUUGAGACACUUAAAUCGGUCCCGAGUGUUUGGGUGGAGAUAUAUUGUCUCUCCCGGCGUAUCACCGACCCACCACCCUACCAGCGAUGUCGCCGACGGAUCAGUGGGAUCCUACCCCAUUCAGCGCUUAUCUUGAACCGUGAUCUCACUUCCACUUCGUGCCUUGUGGCAUCACGGCGGCGAUUGCCUAGCAACAAACUCAGGCAAAGUACCUAGGUUGAUCUAAUUCACCUGUUUUUACCCCACGGAGAAAGCACUUAUGAUGUAAUUCAGUGUUGUUUUGUACUGUCACACACACACACGCACAGACAGACACAUUCAAGCGCACAGUUCCUGCUCCAUCAAGCAAAGCAGGCAGAUAACAUCACCGCCAGCGCUUUAUCCUCAAUACAUUUCCUGAAGGGAGCAACAUGGUGUGAAUGGAGUGUUUUUAUUUUGAUAGAAUCAUGACUGACCAUUUCAAUCUCAUUCCCUCGGCUGCAAGUGUUUUACACAUUUUUUAUUAUUUAAUUUGACUUUCAAGUAGUGGCACAUAGCUGCUUCACACAUUUUUAAUGUUUACAUUGACAUUUAAUAAAGGGUGGUUAUGACGGUGUUCAUGGUCAAUUUGAACUAUUAUUUUGUAUUUUGCUGUUACUGAGGUUAAGUGUCGGCAUUUGAUAAUAUUUAUUGGUUGAACAUUUUGAUGUUUUUACCUGACUUGUUUUACCAUCACAUAAACUGAAGUGUUACAGAAAAGAAGUAGGAAAAAUACUUGUCUUCUCUACAUCGUAGAUUGUAUUUAAUAUGAAAUUUUUUCUGUAUGACAUUUUUACUCUUAAAAUAAAGGAGACGUUUAUUUUGACUUGUCUGCGUGUUGACAGUUCAUAAAACCCAGGGCUAAACACCUGACUGGGCAAGUUUGUCUUAUGCUGAUGUCCACAAACAAUGAUCCACUAUCAGCACGGUAGAUUGAUAUGAACACAAAUCUUAGUACCCUUUGGCUGUGUGGAAAUUCUCCCCACUAGUAAAUACAUUCUUGUGUUUGUUCAAUCCUAUACACAGUAAUGGUUCCUUAUAAAAAGCGGCCUUUGGAGGAAUGGCAACUACAAGCAUGUCACUUGCAACUGCCAGACAUGUACAAGACAUUUUUGCAGCCAUAAGCAUGUCAUUUGUAGUCUUGUCAGCAGUCCAGUUUUGUCUCAUCUUUAAAAGAAUGCCUGGCGGACUUCCAGCUCUGUUUGCCUUAGAAUUGUGAUUAAUCACUCCAAACUUACCGUAGGUCUAGAACCUGCCAAGUCAUGCCUGGGGCUAAACAGCUUUCUCUGGCUGAGAGAGGACGAGAAGGCCCUUUUAAGACAGAUUAGUGUGUCAUCCUAAACAUAGGUUCAGUAGGAACACUGUAAUCAGUGGCUCCUAUAGUUCUAAUUGUUAUCUAUUUGGAUUACAAAAUCACAAACAUGUUAUUACAGCUUGCAUGUUCCUUCUUUACACUGUCAGCAUCCACCAGUGGAUUUCCAGCUUCCUUAGAUGUCUCAGUAAACGAGGUCCAGUAUUCUACUAUUAUUUUCAAGUAAUAUAAAUGGUACUUUGUUUAUUUUAACGGCCCAAGAGACUAGUCAGUAAAAAAAAAUAACCCUGGCCAACUGUGUUUGACAUACAGUGGGGAGAACAAGUAUUUGAUAC
Messenger RNA from Esox lucius (northern pike), 4086 nucleotides. RefSeq names its product RELT TNF receptor (gene relt). The transcript has 11 exons. Bases 176 to 1543 code for a protein of 455 amino acids. The record is from RefSeq and is a predicted model, not a curated record. Gene Ontology annotation, biological process: apoptotic process. Lineage: Eukaryota; Metazoa; Chordata; Actinopteri; Esociformes; Esocidae.